GAGCACUGCAGCAGACAUGCCGGGCCUGCUCCACAUCACACUGAUCGCUCUUCUGGCCAGCUGUGAUGCCUUCAGACUGGGUUCGUCCCAGCGUGUCAUACCCCUCAGUCCCCCUGCGGCCCGUCUGUUCCAGGAUGAAAACCCAGCCCUGCCUCAGUUCAUCCAGGAAUUAGUCAGAACCAAACGCCACAUGGUCCAUGAGUUAGUGCGAGCCCAGCCUCAUUUGGUUCACGACAUGGGCUGGCCCGAGAUUCAUGAAAUAUCCCGUUCCCAGGCCCAGACGGACUCAGCGAACGCCUCACAGUUAAACCCAUCGUCCUCUGCAGGUCAGGACGUAGCCAGGGCCGCACCCGCCGUGGAUGAAAACCUGGAUGUGGAAGACGAGAUGGAGCGUAUGGUUCAUCUGGUGGCGCCGCAGGAUGCAGAAAGAUACAGGGGACAGCCGGACGCCGCCGACCCAGAGACGGAGCUCUUAAGUGGGCCAGGAGCUGGCGACGCCUCCCAGGAGGCCUCUGGUUUCUACGGAACGGACAUGGAGGACAGAGACAGAGGAGAGGAGGGAGGAGAGGACCGAGAGAGAAAAGGGGGAGAGGAGGAGUGGGAGAGAGAGGAGGACAGAGAGAGGAGAGGGGGAGACACCAGAGGAGAGGAGGAGGAGGAGGAGAGGACGGAAGGGAUGGACGAUCAAGAUGCUUUAGAGGCCAACCGCACAACGCCGGAUCUGGACGCUCUGAUUGGCUACAGUCCAUCUCUCCACCCCUCCAGCUCCAAGCAGCCCAGCAGCAUCUCCUCCCCAGCUGAGGUGCAUGAUUCUGGGCCACAGGAGCACCGUGCGUCCCCGGUGGGUCCUAUAGAACGAGAGCUGUGGGAGGCAGAGGGGGAGGAAGACGUUCAGUCCAGUGGUUAUGGAGUCUUUCACUCCUCCAUCACUACGACUAGUACGACAUCUACUGCGGCUGCUGCUUCUUCUUCUACUGCUGCUGCUGACGCUUCGGGAACCGCCACCCCUGAGACCGACACUGGCACAGACUUUGGGCUGCUGGAAAGUUACACAACAGAUGAGAAUGAGGAUGAAGACAGAAGGAGGGAGGAAGAAGAGGAAGAGGACGAAACAGGUCUGACACACACAGGUGUAUUCAGCCAGAAUCCCACUGUACCUGAGGUCGGCAUGGCUCCCAGCAGAGAGCCUCUGCAGCCCAGCGUGGAGGAGGAGGAGCAGCUGGAACAGCGAGAACACGAAAUCGAUAUUACGAAAGGUCGAAGUGACAGCGCGGAGGUGGAGGAGGAGACGUGGAAGAAGACGACGAGACUCAGGCACAUCGUCCCGCUCACCACGGGCCCCUCCCCGACCAUCAGCUUCACCGACCCGUCCUGGGAUUGGCUGGAAAAGACCACGCCCCUGCAGGCCAAGAGGUCAGAGGUCAGCGGCGCUGGUGUCACAGCGGUCUUCUUACCGGUCAGUCAUGUCGAUGAGCUGGAGAAGGUAUAUCAGGUGGUGUGUGUGGACUGGAGUGAGCUGGCUGGACGGGGGUACGUCAUCCUCAACAUGACGCAGAACUUGAACUGUGAGGAGUUCCGUGUAGACCAGGGCGUGCGGUUGUUGAGGAUCAUGGAGCAAGUAUUUGCUCGAAGGAUGAAUAGCCCCGAGGGAUCAUGGGUACUCUACCUCAGCAAGCCGACACACCAGCAACACCAGCUGCUGAUGAACGUGGCCUCUGAACAGGGAGUGAUCGCUACCAAGGACGUGCUGGACAUGUUGGGACAGAUCAGGAAGAGUCUGAAUAAGGUCGGCAUCCAGAACUACAGUGCAGCCGGUAGUUGUCCGUCUCGGCCCAGUCAAACACGCAGCGACUACGGCAAGCUGUUUGUGGUUCUGGUGAUCAUCGGCUCCGUCUGCAUGGUCAUCAUCACAUCUGGAUUUAUAUACAUCUGCUGGCAGAGACGUCUGCCUGCAACUAAGACUACGUUUCGUGCCGAGGAGCUUCACUUUGUGGAGAACGGUUGCCACGACAACCCCAUGCUGGACGUGACCAACGACGGCCAGCCCGAGAUGCAGGAGAAGAAGCCGAGCGCCAACGGGCUCGCGGGGGGAGGAGAAGGAGGCAGGGAGGAUGGCAGUCGCUGGCAGGUGUUUGUCAAUCAAGCAGCGACUGAGGAGGAGGAAGAGGAGCAGGACACACAUCUCUGAUGGACAAAGAGGAAGAGGAGACAGGUCAUGAAGGAUGGCCAUCUUUGACAGAUGAUAAGUGGAGCCUAGAGAGGAGAAGAAGAAGAAGAUGAAGAUGACAGCAGAGAAAACAGGAAGUCUUCAAUGGAGAGAGGAUAACAGAGAAGAGGAGAGGAGAAGGAGUUGGUGGGAAGGGGAAGGUAUAAAACCCGAGUCCAGUCAGAGUCGAGCUAGGAUUGAGGAGCACAGCAGGAGGAGUCACUGGUAUCAUCUUAGACACUGAGGUAAACAUCACAGACUUGGAAUUCAUGGAAAGACAAUAAACUUGCCGAUCUCCAAGACGUCGACCUCUGGACUUCAGAUAAUGUCAGAUCCCAUGAAAACACCCCUGUGUAGUGUGCCUUAUGCUUUUAGCUUUUAGCAGUGUGGCUGCACGAGACAAUUUAAACAUGAAA
Seriola dumerili (greater amberjack) is the source of this 2622-nucleotide messenger RNA. RefSeq names its product podocalyxin like 2 (gene podxl2). The transcript is spliced from 14 exons. NCBI's taxonomy places the organism in Eukaryota, Metazoa, Chordata, Actinopteri, Carangiformes, Carangidae. The record is from RefSeq and is a predicted model, not a curated record. The coding region runs from base 17 to 2188 and encodes 723 amino acids.